This is a messenger RNA of Phaedon cochleariae (mustard beetle), 1131 nucleotides long. The record is from the annotation of a GenBank genome assembly. Lineage: Eukaryota; Metazoa; Arthropoda; Insecta; Coleoptera; Chrysomelidae.
AUGAUGCGGGUUUUCACUAGACGGAAAAUAUUCCUCUGCAAUAUUUUAUCAGUAUUUUUUUGUUUCCAAUGUGUUUUCUGUGAUAUUAGUAUUACCCCACAUGACUUAACAAUAAAAUUGAAUGAAAUUGACACAUUUUAUCUCAAUAUCAGCAAUAUAAGUGAGCCGUCGAAUAUCACGAAAGCAACACUGCAACUCAUCAUACAGCAUGAUGAUAUACUCAGCUUGACUGAACCUGCUGUCGAUAUUAUCAAUAUAACAAAUAAUUUGCAACUGCCCAUAAAUGUAACAGCAAUAGGAGCAGGACAUUGUGAAAUUUAUGGCAAUAUUUCAGAUCCAAUUUACAAAAAUUUUACUAGCGAGGCAUACUUGAGGGUUACUGUAUAUAAAAAUGCAGGUUUGGACACAUUUUCCGCAGUGAUAGGCUGGAUCUACUUUGUAGCUUGGUCUGUCUCGUUCUAUCCACAGAUAUAUAUCAACUGGAAGAGAAAAAGUGUUGUAGGAUUAAAUUUUGAUUUUAUUAUACUAAAUGUAAUUGGAUUUACGUUAUAUUCCAUAUUCAACCUGGGACUGUAUUUCAUAACGGAAAUAAAGACUGAAUAUUCGGAAAGAUACCCCAGAGGCCUCAACCCAGUGAAAGUAAAUGACAUAGUAUUCGCAGUACAUGCUACCAUCGCCACCAUAUUAACCAUAAUCCAGUGUUUUCUGUAUGAAAAACAGGAACAGAGGGUGUCUAUCACUGCCCGCUGCAUUGUUGCAGUGUUUGGAGUGUUCAUUGGAAUCAGUAUUAUAUUAGCAGGUGUUAAUGUUAUCCAUUGGUUGGAUUUCCUAUACUAUUGUUCCUAUGUCAAACUUACGAUCACUUUAAUAAAGUAUAUUCCUCAGGCCUACAUGAAUUAUAAAAGGAAAAGUACAGUGGGAUGGAGUAUAGGCAACAUUUUCUUAGAUUUCACUGGAGGAUCAUUGAGUAUGCUACAAAUGAUUCUUGAUUCCUAUAAUUAUGAUGACUGGGUGUCUAUUUUCGGAGAUCCAACCAAAUUUGGAUUAGGACUAUUCUCUGUGGCUUUCGAUAUAUUUUUCAUCAUUCAGCAUUAUAUACUUUAUAGGCAUUCAAAUUAUGAAGAGAACUAG